This is a messenger RNA of Pomacea canaliculata, 3425 nucleotides long. RefSeq names its product PTB domain-containing adapter protein ced-6-like. Bases 388 to 2079 code for a protein of 563 amino acids. Lineage: Eukaryota; Metazoa; Mollusca; Gastropoda; Architaenioglossa; Ampullariidae. The record is from RefSeq and is a predicted model, not a curated record. The transcript is spliced from 13 exons.
GUUGGAUUUACCAGCCGAAGAGCGAUUCACGGGACUUGCUUUGUGUUAGUAGUCCGGCCGACAGCGAAGGUGACAGGUGUGUGGUGACAAGGAGCAGAGGUAAGUACAGUAUGUUGUGUUCUCCUGGCAUCAUUGAUACAUUUGGGGUCUUGUGAUGUCCGCGAGGGGAGUUGACAAGCCAGACAGACCACCUCGCUUUCUUGUGAAUUUGUUCCUAGCGAGGCAGGGAAUGUUAUGGCAGGCUUUUUAAUUUCUGUCAAGUGUUCAAGACCCCUGCUGACACCAGAAGAAAAUACUCAGCAUACCACAGCCCGCUGCUUCUUUUACCAAAGAAGGUUCGUUCUAUAACGAUCGGGGUCACAGGUCAUCCGUUAGAAGUACAAAAAAAUGGCUUCGAUCAAGGUGGCAAAGGACUGCUUACUGAUCGGCGAUGAAGAUGAAGGACCACGGAAGGUCAUUCAGACUGGAACUCGCAGAGCCGCCAAAACCCCAGAGCCCUCGCUAACGCUUCGUCCACCCCCGCCUCCAUCCCGACAACCUCGCGUCAUCCCCAAGCUGGCCACCGUGGAUGUUGUCCCCGUCAACGCCGCCGGCGCCAACCCUGACGAUCAGUGCAGCCCGGACGAAGAGAAGACGGAGACAGUAACCUCGGCGUGUAAUGUCGUCGGCGGUGCCAAGCCAGAAACCAAGCAAUGCGCCGUUAGUUCAGAAGAAUUGCAGAAAGGGCAUUCCUAUCGAGUAAAGUAUUUAGGUGAAUAUCUGGUUGAACAGCCCAAAGGCACGGAGAUGGUGAAAGAUGCAGUUCGAAAAAUGCAGUUCAACAAGCAUAUAAAGCGAGCAGAAGGCCAAAAAUCGCCUAAGUUGGACCUGAUUAUUUCUACAGACGGCAUCACCAUCCAAGAUCCUCGAUCAAAGAGGACUAUGAACCAGUACCCACUGCACAGAAUAUCCUUCUGUGCAGAAGAUAAAUCUGACAGAGAGCUGUUUACGUUUAUCGCCCGAGAGAGAGACGGCAAUAAAUAUUACUGUUAUAUAUUCAAAAGUGGCAAAGUCGCGGCGGAGAUGGCUUUGAAAGUGGGACAGGCCUUUGACACAGCCUACAGGAGGUUCCUUGACGCUGGUUCUGGUGCCAGCGACACCGACUACAAGGAGAAAUGGAUCGAGCUACAACAAAUGGUACACCAGCUGCAGGUCGAGAACGAGGCCCUCAAAAGACGAGUGGAGGAGCUGGGAAAAAUAAAGGACUGCUGCGAGUUGGAACAAUACAUGAAAACAUAUCAGUUGUCAAGUCUCUCGUCUGUUUCGUCAAUCAUCUUUAACAAAGCAACAUCAGAAGAUGCAGAGGCCAGAAGAGAGGAGGAUGAUGACAGUGAUGAGGAUGGAGUUAUAAAUAUCAAAGAAAAUCAGUCCUCAGCUCAAGAUCAGCCACUAGCUGGUAGACCAUUGGAAGAUCUGAUCUUUGACCUUCCUACACUACAAACAUCAGCUGGGUAUUCUGUUUCCAGCCAGCCUCUAAAUUCUGCUGAUCUACUAACUCAAAAUGCUAACAUUGAAGAUGUGUGGGGAACUGGUCGGUCAGUCAUGGAACAACACUCUAAAACCGCCCUGCCAGCACAAACAGCUCCAAAUGUCAUAAGUGCUGGAGAAAUCUGGGGAACUGGUCUGUCCAUCACCAAAACAACAGCCUGCGACCCCCUACCAACACAAACAAUUGCAAAUGUUACGAGCAAUGGAAACAUUUGGGGAACUGGUCAACUCUCUGCAAUCCAUCAGCCAACACAAACAGCUUCAAAUGUUAUGAAGGCGGUAAACACUUGGGGAACUGGUCAGUCAGUUACUGCAAAGGCCUCAGGGUACAAUACGUCACUAAACCCGUUUGCUGCUCCUGCCAAAAUCAACAUUCCAGCAGUGAGUGACCCAUUUGGUCUAGGCAUCUUCAGUCCUACUUCUGUUAAUCAUGGUCUUCCUUUGCCUCAAGAAAAAUUAUUCAGCACACAGGCAGGAUUUGGCCAAGGUCUUUUUCAAGUAACAGGAAAGUGCAGCUUUGAUGACAUUGAUCCCUUAAAUCGUCUGCUCUGAUUCUGAUCAUCAUCACUUAAUGUCAAAUGCAAAUCUGAAAAUAUUGCUGUCUCCAUUUAACAAUAAUCACGUUAAACCUGAGUAAAACAGUUCAACUAUACAAAUGUAUCUGUGAACUAAGUUUUUUUCUAACUAUUCAAAGUCUGUGUGCCCAUGCAUUUGUUUACACAUUCACCUGUAUCAAUAUCCUCAAGAUGUUAAUGUGUUUUCAAUUAAAAAAAACAAACAGUGGGACAAUCUGAGCAGCUGUUUAAUAUUGUGUGUGUGCACGUGAAAAGAACUGAGUAGUGAGUACAAAAAUUUUUUAAAAAACAAGACUUUAUGAUUUGCAAACUUCAUGUGAGAAGUAUUUAGCUAAACCUGUCAGCAACAGAAGUAAAUUAUGAAGUUAAAGGCAAAUUUUGAAACAUUAAAUGUAAUAUAAAUAUUCUUGCAAUUUUGAAUUGUAACAACUAGAUUUUCUGAAUCACAUUUAGAACAAACUACAGUUUAAUGGUAACAAAUCUCAAACUUUAAUGUCCAGACAUCACUGUACUUCAAAAAAGCACAAAUAUGUUCUAGACUAAAUAAAUGAAAGAGUAAAACAAAGCAACUGGAAUGUCUUGUAAGCAAUUACUGCCAAAAAGUAAACCAAAAUUGUGAUUUUGCUUAAAACAGCUGUAAAUAAAAACAUUUUAGCUAUUUGAAUGGACAGAUACUUUAAAAGCAAGCACAAGCAUAUUGAUCUUGAGGAAUGUAUUUCUAUGCGCUCUUUUGCGCAUGCACACACACACUGACAAGGAGAUUGUCAUUCAAAUAAGCAUAUAAAAAUAAAUGUUAUGACUAUUCAUAUCCUUUUCCGAGGUAUCCGAGUUAGCUUUACAUAAAGCUGAAAACCAAAUAUAUCCUAAAAUAGUAGAUCAUAGAUACACCAGACUAUAAAGGUUAUUCUUGUCCACAGAUUCCAUAUACAUGUGUAAAUAAGCAAUGUUUGUCUCGUUACUGCACACUUUUCAGAAAUUACUAAUCUCUGAUGUACACAUCUUCUGUGCUCUUGAUUGUUUAAUACUAGAUUAAACUUUUAAGUAAUAAUUUAAUAAAUACACUUCUGCCAUACAACAAACAAUAAACUGUCAUGACUCUCCUCUAAGUUCAGUCAACUGUAAACAAGCAAAAAUUCAUCUCAACUUGUAAAGUGCCCAAGCCAUUAAAGACAAGACUCCUCUUUUACUAGAGGAAGAGAUCAGCAGCGUAUACAAAUGUUUCUCGCCAUCUCAAAAAUCCACCCCUGCCACUCCCAAUUAUUCCUGUGGUACUAGCAGCUAAAAGAAAACAAGUGGAGGUGAGCAUAUUCCAAAAAAAAAAAG